AUGGACAGAGACAACCAGACUAGAGUGGCAGGAUUCCUUCUCCUGGGACUCUCUGGGCAGUUAGGGCAGGAAGAGGUCCUCUUUGGGCUAUUCCUGUGGAUGUACCUGGUCACCGUCAUCGGGAACUCCAUCGUCUUGGCCAUCAGCUGUGACAGUCAUCUCCAUAUGCCCAUGUACUUCCUCUUGGCCAGCCUCUCCUGUGUCGACAUCUGCUUUUCCUCAGUCACCGUCCCAAAGAUGCUGCUGAAUCACACUCUGGGAAGCAAGUCUAUCUGCUAUGUGGAAUGUAUGACCCAGAUCUACUUCUUUAUCACUUUCAUCAACAUGGAUGGGUUCCUCCUGAGUGUGAUGGCCUAUGACCGGUACGUGGCCAUCUGCUGCCCCCUCCACUACACCGUGAUCAUGAAGCCCAAGCUCUGUAUCCUGCUGGUGGCUGCAUCCUGGGUCAUCACAAACCUGCAUGCUCUCCUGCACACUCUCCUCAUGGCCCAGCUCACGUUCUGCUCCAACAAUACUGUGCAUCACUUUUUCUGUGACCCUUAUGCAGUUCUAAAGCUGUCUUGUUCUGAUACCUUUAUUAACGACCUGAUGGUAUUCACUGUGGGUGGAGUGAUAUUUCUGACACCAUUUACAUAUAUCAUCCUUUCAUAUGCCUAUAUCUUCUCUAAUGUACUGAAGUUGCCAUCUACCCACGAUAAAGCCCUGUCCACGUGUGGAUCCCACCUGACUGUGGUCUCCCUCUUCUAUGGGGCCAUCCUGGGGGUCUAUAUGCGACCUUCAUCCUCCUACUCAGUACAAGACAUGGGGGCCACUGUCAUCUUCACAGUGGUGACUCCCCUGUUGAAUCCCUUCAUCUACAGUCUGCGAAAUCGUGACAUGAAGGCAGCCUUAAGGAAACUAAUCUCAGAUUCUAGAAUAAGAAAAUUUUAG
This is a messenger RNA of Manis javanica (Malayan pangolin), 930 nucleotides long. NCBI's taxonomy places the organism in Eukaryota, Metazoa, Chordata, Mammalia, Pholidota, Manidae. The record is from RefSeq and is a predicted model, not a curated record.